AUGAGCAAAUACUGGGGUGAUGAGCGGCAUUCUGAUGCCAUUUAUGCCGUUUAUUUAAAGAAAGUUCGUUAUGUGCCACCUCCAGGAUACGAUGGAGUUCCGAGAUAUCGUCCAAUCGAUCCUGAUCGCCAGCCUGUUGAUCAGGACAUGGGAGCUGAUCAUCUACAAUGGGAAUCGGUAAAGGAACGUGUAAUCAAAGCUGGAACUGUGGAAAAGCUUGUGGAAUGUUUGGUGGGAGCUGAUGAUCUUAUGGAUUCUCGUCAUUUCAAUGUUUUCUUUGCCACCUAUCGUUCAUUUGCUGAUCCACCAACUGUACUUAACAGGAUCUUGAGAAGAUAUGAAUCACUUGAAAAUGAUGUAAACUGUAGUACCUCGGCACUUGUUAUUCAAAAUUCUCUUCGAUCAAUUCUUAUCUGUUGGUUGGACAUGUAUCCUGAAGAUUUUUAUGAACCACAGAGUGAUUUCUCUUCUAUAAACACUCUCUUGGAAUUUGGAAUGAGAUAUAAGUUAUCAGAUCUAAGAACAAAGGCUCGAAAGCUUCGUGAGCAUUUCAAACGCAUCCAAGCAGUAGGAGGGUUGAUAGCACAAUUGCCAUCUGUUGAACAAAGAGCUUAUGAUCUAGGUUAUGAUUCGGCCGAGUACAGCAAAAACGCAAAGGAUAGAGUGCGAAUGUUCGAUGUAGGAAAAGAAAACUGUGUCCAAAUUGCUGAGCAAUUAACCUUCUGGGAUGCUGCAUUAUUCAAAGAGGUUUUUAUUCAUCAAUGCCAAGGCUGUGUUUGGUCUAAGAGGCAUAAGCUUAGCGCAGAUCGUGUAUAUACAGUAAAAGCUACUAUUGAACAGUUUAAUGCUGUUUCUCAACGUGUUAUGACCAGUAUUGUCCUUCCUGAAUGCCGACCAGAUUUCCGAGCACAAAUAAUAGCCAAGUGGAUUGAUAUUUCACGGGAAUUACGGGCUUUGAAGAACUUUUCGUCUCUGAAAGCUGUUGUUUCAACUCUGCAAUCAGAACCGGUUCAUCGAUUACGACAAACAUGGGCUCUUGUACCGAGUCAAUCUAUGGCACAGUUCAACGAACUAAAGUCUAUUUAUGAUAUGGAUGAGGACGGAGAUGAACAUAAUGCUAGGAGGAUUUUAGAACAGGAAGGAACAGCUAAGAGUUCGCCAUUAAGACGGCCACAGUUAAUUCAAAAUUGUCGAAGAACAAAGAGCGAUGUUAACCUAGCAGAAUGCCAAGGAACAGUUCCUUAUCUGGGCUCUUUUCUAACAGAUUUAACAAUGAUUGAUCAAGGAACAUCUGAUUAUUCUGAAGAAGGCCUCAUCAAUUUUGAGAAGAGACGGAAGGAGUUUGAUGUUCUAGCCAAGCUCAGGCUUUUCCAAUCUGCCGCUCGAGCUUACAAAAUACCCAUGGAUCCUGAGUUUUGCGCUUGGUUCCACUACCUUCCUUGUCUAGAUGAAAAGCAAUGCUUUUUGCGCUCUCAAGAAAUUGAAAAGCCACCACCAAAUUCUACUCCAGAUAUGCAUUCUCGUAUGAACACUAGUUCAACAAGUAAUGGAAACAGCAGUGCUGUUCUUAAAAGCAGUACAUUGUCACGACUUUUUGGUCGACAACCAGACGAAAGCGUGUUCAAUCAAUCUAGUACUAGCAAUUCUAAUUUUCAUAGUCAUUCACAUAGCCAAAGCAGUUCUCAUUCUGUACCCAAUGGUUCAGCUACUCCUCCGCUGAUGGGUCAAUUAUCGAGAGAUAGUGGUUUUCAUUGUGAAGAUUGGAUUGAUGGUCGAGUUGAUGGGGGACCCCCUGGACCGGUCCCACUCUCAGAUUCUUUGCCAAGAAACAAUGUGAACAAUUGUAACCCAGCAUGGAAAAGCUGCGAGUUUUCUCCUUCAAAUGUCUUCCUUCUACCUCACCAACGAAGUAACAGUGGAGAUUCUACUCAAGAGAUUCGAACAUCUCUUUCGCGGAGUAGUAUAGGUGGCCAGAGUGCAAGUAAUUCAUUAUCCCGUACAGCGACGCCAAUUUUACACAGAUUGAAUGAAGUUUAUGAUUCAGCUCGACGGCGUCAUCAGCAAAAAGACAGUGACGCUUCGUCUUGCUCGUCUUCCUCGCAUCAGUCGCAGGCCGGUCUAGCGGGUGCAGCCACAACUUUCCACUUAGCAAGAGUUGGGCUUGACGAUGGGCUUCAGUCUUCGGAGAGUGGUGCGAAUUAUAAAGUGAUCAAAGUAGAAAACGGUGAUAGAAUGCAUGACUUAAUCUCUCGAGCGUUGGAGAAGCACUUGAUAGAUGAUGAUCACAGCAAAUAUUGCUUAUUACAGUUGCUUCCUAAAGGAGGAGAAUUCCAACUGCCAGAAAAAUGUAAUCCCUUUUAUGCAAUAGCACCAGAUGAGUCUUCGCAUAUGUUGAAUCUGAUAUUGAGGUUUAAAAAAAGAGAAUGA
Messenger RNA from Auanema sp. JU1783, 2427 nucleotides. The record is from the annotation of a GenBank genome assembly. Lineage: Eukaryota; Metazoa; Nematoda; Chromadorea; Rhabditida; Rhabditidae.